AUGGUCAGAAUCAUCGCGGGUCUCAUGGGGAGCUCUGUCGCAGCGGGGUCAACGAAGAUGGCUACACCUCAGAGCAUACAAUCAAUCCUAGCGGUCCUGCAAAAGCACGGUGUUCGCGAUCUCGAUACGGCUCGAGUGUACAAUUCUGGAAAGAGUGAGGAGAUUCUGGGCGAGAUCAUUCCUGAAGCACAUGAACAUUUCAGAAUUGCUACGAAAGCUCCUGGGUUUUCGCCGGGUUCGCUGAGCUAUCAGAAGAUUGUGGAUGCUUGCGAUGCUUCGCUUUCUGCUUUGAAGCAAAGCAAGAUCGAUCUCUACUAUUUCCAUGGUCCGGAUCGUCAGACUCCUUUGGAGGAGUCUUGUAGAGCGAUCAAUGACUUACAUAAGGCUGGCAAGGUCGUCAGGUUUGGCGUGUCGAACUUCAACAAAUCUGAGGUUGAAGAAAUACAUGCGAUUUGCAAAGCAAAUGGGUAUGUUCUUCCCUCGAUAUACCAAGGAGGUUAUAAUCCUAUGGCCCGAACAUCGGAGACCGAGCUCUUUCCCAGCCUGAGAAAGCUCGGCAUUUCUUUCUUCGCCUUCAGCCCAUUGGCAGGCGGGUUCUUCUCCCGACCGACCACUGAGCUUCGCAAUCCACCUCCUGGCAGUCGCAUGGACCAGAUGCGAGUGUUCAGCAAGAUGUACGUCAAUGAUUUGACAUUGGAGCUGCACGAUAACCUCACAAAGGUUUGUGAUGAUGCCAAUGUGAAGCUGAAGGAAGCCACGCUUCGUUGGCUCGCUCAUCAUUCCAUCCUUGGUCAGGAAGAUGGCAUCAUUUUAGGUGCAAGCAGCGAGGAACAGAUGGAGGAGAACUUGCAGGCCUGUGAGSGAGGGCCUUUGCCGGCGAGCGUCGUGGAAGCUUUUGAAGAUCUCUGGACGCGGUCCAGCAGUGCUGGCAAGCCAGCUUAUUGUGUGUAG
Molecule: messenger RNA, 951 nt
Organism: Ramularia collo-cygni
Lineage: Eukaryota; Fungi; Ascomycota; Dothideomycetes; Mycosphaerellales; Mycosphaerellaceae
Product: related to aldehyde reductase (GliO)
Exons: 4
Coding region: 1-951 (316 amino acids)
Molecular function (GO): oxidoreductase activity
Source: RefSeq, a predicted model, not a curated record